AGCAAAGAAUUAAAGAUAUUGAAAUUUCAGCUUCAUUUGGUUGGUUUAUGUUGUUUAAGUAACCAUUUGUCACAGAUGUAUUCUGAUCAUUUAAAAUGAUAAUAUACAUCCUGAAAUUACUUUAGAUACUUUCAUUGUACUUCUGCCUCAUUUUCCCUUAUCUUGAGGACCACAUAAGUAAAAAAAAAAAAAGGCUCAUCUUACCCCAACAGUUCGUUUAGUUUUGUGACAACAUGCCCCAAUAGCGAUCACAAUGUAGCUUUUCAAGCCAAUUUAAAUAGUAAAGCUAUUUGAAUGUCAAAACAAUUAAUCAAACGACAUUUUUGCAAUUUCUGACAUCAAAUGUUACAGAAAUUGUAUACAGAAGAAUUUAUUGUAAUUAAUCAACUGUAUAAAUAUAUUCGUAUUGUAUAAACAUUUACAAACGCAUGAAUAAAACUACUGUUAGAGAAAAAAAAAAAAACAUUUUAGUUACUGAAAUAUAACCCUCGUGAGUCGUGACAACUUCCCGUGUGACAACUAGCCCCCACUAUAUAUUGAUCGAUUGGUCUGUGCGCGUGAGUGUCGCAUCAUGUGCGCGUGAUGUGCUAAUGCUGAGGUCAUGCACCUGUUUAAUGCAAAAAUGACUCGUGUUCAGGUUUGAACUAGUGUGUCGUGCAGCAGCCUUACACUCAUUCUGAGCGGCCUGAACUGUAAAUUAUAAAGUAAAAAUUGUCGUGUUUUUGUUUUGAGCUGCAUUUAGACGCUAUAAUGGAUUUCCGCAGGCAGAAAGUGAAAAAUCGUCGGAGAAAUGAUGGAGAGCCUGGAGCUCACAGGGCCUUUGGGCUCUUCACUGCGGCCAAACAGCAGAACUCCUGGAAGCACGCCACAGAUGGUUCGGGCACAGGCUGCUCUCCACUGGUUAGCAGAAUGCUGUUCACUCCAGAGCAGCAGGAUCCUGUGGCUGCCGUGCCCAGCGUUGAUGAGCUCAGUCUGGGCCUGCUGUCUCUGAGCCUCCCCUGCUGGAACCAGCAGCCCUGGAGCCGCCCAGAUCCCCAGCGCUCGACCCAGCCCGCGUUGCAGAAUCUCUUUGGUGCUUCACGAGGCGGUGAUUCGGUUCAGCAGCUCGCUUUCCAGGCCCAUGAGUCUGCAGCAGAUCCACUGGACCGCUUCUCCAGCCUGAUACCGGCGCUGGAGUCUCACUCUCUGCUGCACUCUGGAUCCAGCAGUCCCGUCAACUCUGAGAACAGCGGCAUCUCUUCAGGAUCCGACCACCUGGUCUCUCUCAGAGUUUCAACCCCGUCACCCCUGGUGCUGCCUGAACUGCAGGCGGAGGGUGUGAAACUGGACGCAGUUGGCCGUUUGGAGCGGAAUCCCCUGAACACCUUCACGAACGCUCCCAGUGCUCAGGCUGAGGGAUCAGCGGUUGGGUGCUGGUCCACAGGUCCCAUCUGGCCCGGCUGGGACACUUUGGGCUUGAACAAACCCUCGUUCUGCAUUGAAAGAGAAGCGAAACUUCACAAACAAGCUGCAGCCGUGAAUGACGCCACUUACACCUGGGAAGGGCGACUUCCUCCACGCCACUACAAAAACCCUGUUUACUCCUGUAAAGUGUUCCUGGGAGGUGUGCCGUGGGACAUCACAGAGGCGAGUCUGUUGAACACAUUUAGUGUGUUUGGUCCACUGAAAGUUGAGUGGCCUGGUAAAGAUGGUAAACAUCCACGCUGUCCUCCGCAAGGUUACGUGUACCUGCUGUUUGACUGGGAGAAGUCAGUGAAGACGCUCCUGCAGGCCUGUACUCAACACCGCCCGCAGUCUGACGAUUAUCUCGAGUUCUUCUACAAACUGUCCAGCAGGCGGAUCCACAGCAAAGAUGUGCAGGUCAUCCCGUGGGUGAUCUCAGACAGCAAUUUCGUCCGUUGUCCCUCCCAGCGUCUCUGCCGCAAUAGGACCGUGUUUGUGGGCGCUCUGCAUGGGAUGCUAAAUGCAGAAGGUCUGGCCCACAUCAUGGACGAUCUCUUCGGAGGGGUCACGUACGCAGGCAUCGACACAGACAAGCACAAAUAUCCCAUAGGUUCUGGCAGAGUGACAUUCAGGAGCCAGAGGAGCUACUUGAAAGCCGUGACUGCAGCGUUUGUGCAGAUUAAAACCUCCAAGUUUACCAAGAAGGUCCAGAUUGACCCGUAUCUGGAUGACUCCAUGUGCCAAAUAUGUAACAGUCAGCCCGGCCCGUUCUUCUGUAGGGCCCAGGCUUGUUUUAAAUACCACUGUCGGUCAUGUUGGCAUUGGCGGCACUCUCUGGACGUGUUGAGCAGCCAUCAGCCUCUCAUGCGCAACCAGAAGGGCCUGAACCCCAACUAAACCCAGCGUCACCGGCGCGGGGAAGAGUCCGGACUGAGUUCACUGUUAGAAACAAGGGCGACUCACUUGAGGAAGUUAUUGCGUUGUAUUGCACUGCUCUCGUUCAUUAAGGCUCUAUGCACACAAAGGGUUCGUUGAUGCUGAGCCAUUUGCACAGUUAACCAAACAGCCAUGGCCACUGAGAUCUCAUUUUAAAAGUUGUAUUAAAUUUUGCAUGAACAGAAUAUUAGUUUCUCUCGCAGUUUUGACCCUGUGCAGGCAAAUGCCAGUUGGUGCCUUUGGCUUGUUUUUUGUUACCAGCUGUUCCAGGCCAUUUUUUUUUUUAGGGUUCUUUUUAUUUUGGCUGGUCAGCUGGUGAUUUUUAGAGUUUAUUUCAAAUUUUUAAGUUGGGUUGUCUUUUUCCUUUAGGGCCUUUUUAUUUUUUUUAUUUUUUUAACAUUAUUAAAUGGUUGAUGAUCUUGGCUUGCGAAAUGCUCCAGGAAGUGACAUCACAGCUGGCUGAUGCUGUUGCUUAGCAACCACCCCGCCGUCAAUCAUCCAUCAGAUUGAAUACAACCUUAGCAACACUGGAUGUUACUCGGACCUCUGUGCUGUACAUAGUUUUUAUUAAAUUGUAGCACUUUUUUAAACAGCACUAGGGAAAUGUUUGCCAGUGGUUUUAAAUUCGUUUAUUAGAGCAGAUCGAAGUGAAAUCCUUGCAUUGAGUUUUGUAUUUCGUAUGGAAGUACAAUAAUGACAACAAAAAGCUUGUUGAAUUGCACUAAUUUUAAAAAAAUAAGCAUUGCAUUAACCGGGCUUGGAUUUUAAUGCAUUGUAUUUUCAGGACUUACAUUUUUAUGGGCUGAAAUUCAACAUGGUUGUAUACUUAAGAUGUGAAUAUUUCAAUUCAAAACAUUUCACACACAUUUUCAUUGUUAAAAAUUCAAUAAUCCAUAUUCACCUUUCAGAUUACACUUCCAAAAUAUUAAUUCUAUUUAAAAAUACAACCUAUAAUAUUCGACAGGCAAUUUUAGGGUCCAUUUAUUUCGCUUUACAAAUUCGACAGAAAAUUCAACAUUUCACAUCCGGGAACUGCAGGAAAAGCAGUAGAGUACCGAGCAUAAUCUCCAUCUGCUGUUAGUCGACCUCACCAGCAGGUGGUGCAAGCGCGUGUUGAUGAAGAGCAGAGCGAUGGGUAGAGAGAGUCAUUCAUUCAUUAAAACGGAUUUACAUCAAUGGAGCAAGCGGUAAGUGCAUGUGUGAUGAUUAUCAGGGCCAGUAUAUAUGCAGAAAAUCUGAUAGACACAAAAGUUGUGUUUACGUUUAAUUCAAUUAAUUCCAAUUCUGUUACUUUCCCUGUGUAGCCUACAUUAAGCAGCUCUCUCUACCGUGAACGGGAUUAUAACGUUAUUCCCCGAUGCUGAGGUACAGUUCAAACGUUAAAUCUGAGGUAGACAUAUAACUUUCCUUAAAUUUAUCUCAGCUGUGCUGCAGUAUUGGGGUUUCCCUCAAUACAUCAUACUCCAGGAUUCCCCUGCCGUCGGGAAACAUUUAAAAUGCUUAACUUAGCUUAAUAGACUAAAUACAGUGAUAUAAAAGACCAAACUCGCACCUUAUUGAGGACGUAGGAUAUAGGCAAGCAGGUGGACUCAGAAUAUGAACGUAAUGAGGUGAAAUACUGGCAUAAAGUUGACGCUGGACGUUCCAGAUAUUCGCAAAUUUAGGGACCGUCUCUAAAGUUACACACGACAUUUCUAACUUCAAUAGCUUCAAUAUACUUCAUGAUAUUAAAAUAAAUAUGAGCUCCAUGCCGUAGUAAAAAAAAAAGCAAUAUUUACACAUUACUAGAUUUUUUAAAUUUGUUUAUUUUAUUAAAUAUAAAAAAAAAUCGAAAAGGUGUGCAUCAUGCCUGACACCUACACGAGCACAUUACAGUUAGUUUAUGACUGUAAGUUAUUAUCUUAAAAUGAUAUUGAAGUUAGAAAUGUGUCUACCAAUGUCGUAUGUAACUUUAGAGACGGUCCCUAAAUUUGCGAAUAUCGACUGUCCAAUGUCAAGCUAACUUUAUGCCAGUAUUUCACUGGGAGUCCACCUGUUUGCCUGUCUACCUCAGAUUUAACAUUUGAAUUGUACAUCAGCAUCGGAGAAUAACAUUAUAAUCUCGUUCACUGUAGAGAAAGCUGCUUACAUGUAGGCUACACAGGGAAAGUAACAAUGAAGACUUUGAAUUAAAUCUAAACACAGCUUUUGUGUCUUUAUCUGCUUUUCUGCAUAUAUACUGGCCAUGAUAAUCAUCACACAUGCACUUACCGCUGGCUCCGUUAAUGUAAAUCCGGUUUUGAGCGUUGCUCUGCACUUCAUCAACACGCGCUUGCACCACCUGCUGGUGAGGUCGACUAACAGCAGAUAGAGAUUAUGAAUCGGUACUCUACUGCUUUUCCUGCAGUUCCCGGAUGUGAAAUGUUGAAUUUUCAGUCGAAUUUGAACUACUGAAUUUGUAAAGCUAAAUAAAAUGGACCGAAAAUUGCCUGUCGAAUGUUAUAGGUUGUAUUUUUAAAUAGAAUUAAUAUUUUGGAAGUGAAAUCUGAAAGGUGAAUAUGGAUUAUUGAAUUUUUAAUAAUGAAAAUGUUUGGAAUUUAAAUAUUCACAGCUUAAAUAUACAACUAUGUUGAAUUUCAGCCCAUAAAAAUGCAAGCCCUAAAAAUGCAUUAAAAUGCAAGCACGGUUAAUGCAAUGCAUAUUUUUUUUUUCUCCAAGUAGUGUAAUUCAACAAGCUGUUUCAAAACAUUUGGCGUUAUUUUACUUCCAUAAUUUUGUGUUACACUAACCUUAGUUCAGUAAAUCUGCACCGCUCUGGUUUCUCGCUGAAGCUGUGCCAAAGAGCAUCGUCUCUUCCUCGUUGCCUUUUGCAGCUGCUUUUUAGAUUUUCAAAGUCUCUACCUCAUUACUCUGCAAGUAUUGUCAUGGUUAUUUACAAUUGUUCAGAUUGGACAAAAUAAAGUUGUUGAAGCAUCAAA
Messenger RNA from Ctenopharyngodon idella (grass carp), 5336 nucleotides. RefSeq names its product cytoplasmic polyadenylation element binding protein 1a (gene cpeb1a). The coding region runs from base 751 to 2340 and encodes 529 amino acids. Gene Ontology annotation, molecular function: mRNA regulatory element binding translation repressor activity; mRNA 3'-UTR binding; ribosome binding. Gene Ontology annotation, biological process: negative regulation of cytoplasmic translation. Lineage: Eukaryota; Metazoa; Chordata; Actinopteri; Cypriniformes; Xenocyprididae. Gene Ontology annotation, cellular component: cytoplasm; neuron projection; nucleus. The transcript has 12 exons. The record is from RefSeq and is a predicted model, not a curated record.